Messenger RNA from Python bivittatus (Burmese python), 1241 nucleotides. The record is from RefSeq and is a predicted model, not a curated record. Lineage: Eukaryota; Metazoa; Chordata; Lepidosauria; Squamata; Pythonidae.
AGGGCGGGGGGCAAGGGUGACCUCUUCCCUCCCUCCCUGCAGAAGUGGCGCCCGUUCUGCCUGCAGUUUGAGGGGGCAGUGGAGGACUUCAACUUUGGGACGCUCCUGCGCCUGGACUGCCGCCGUGGCUACUCUGAGGAGAACACCGUACUGGUGCCCAGGAUCCAGUUCCUGGCCAUCGAGAUCGCACGCAACCGUGAAGGCUGCAACGCUGCCGUGUACCGCCACGGAGGAGCCCCGGAAGCUGGCCCCAUCCCUGAGCCAGCUGGGCCCCGCUGAGACCCUCUGCUCAGACGCUGCUUCUGUGCGGCGAGGGAGAGCCGUUCUCUUGGCGCCACACUCAGGAGCCGCACUGGGAUCUUGCGGGCCAUUGGCGGGCGCCAGAGGGAAGAUGCAGGACUUGGCUGUGAAGCACGCCUGACCCUGGAUGACAGAGCAAGCCUCUGACCAGGCAUCCCGCUCGCGGCAUCGCUGGCUCCCCUUCCCCCCCUUCCAUCCCCGGUGCGGCCUAGAAUGGUGGGGGGCCCGUCUGCCUUCUCAGAAAUCCCGGACCCUCCGACGGUUGAGUGCCUUUCUGCUAAGGGGCUCUUCUGUAGCUGCCCAUCCCGAAAGAAGAGCUGGACAGCUAAGCAACCCCUUUUCUCUCCUACCUGAGGGAUGGAGACGCCCCCUGCAGCCUGUGAACCCUGCCCCCUCCUCAGGCAAAACCGCCUGUGCGGCUUCUGCUGGAUCAGCAGAACCGACCUGGGCUGAGUCUUGGCUUGUAAACAACAGCGAUUUCAAAAGUUAACAUGUCGCCUGGCUUGUUUUUUGAAGAUGGGGCCCAGGUCCUCGGGCGUACCUUGCGCAGGGAUGGUGGUUUCCGGGCAGGCCCCUCCUCCUGGUUACUCUGCCGUUGGUAUCAUCUAAGAGUAAUGUUCUGGCCUAGCUCCACACAGUUCAGUAGAAACCACUGAAAUUUAUUUGCAGCCACAAUGCUUACACUGUAUGCAGCAAACAUCCGUACAAAUCAUCCAGCAAUCUGGUCACACAAAAAGGACCCAGCACACAAUCGCCAGAGAAAAUAAUUCUCCCCCCAUCAAGGAGGUGCUAUUUGGGAAGAGAAACCAGGGACAGAUUAGAUCUGGGCUUGGGGGUACAGAAAACUAGCAGCAAGAAAACAGGGUAGGUACAAGGUGAACAGGUCUCACCCAUUGUUUUUACUAAAUUUAAAUAGCCGAAAUGUUACCGCAGCAUUAGGG